AUGCUACCUCAAGUCAGUUGCCACAGCUGUGGCAAUAGGAGACACAAGAAGAUCUGCCUGACAAAGCAGCUGAGGAAAGAAUCAAAAGAGGAGGAGAACUAUGUGAGCUCUUGCAAGUUCUGGAUCAGCAGGAUGACAUUGCUGAGAUAUGUGCUCAUUCAGAUCCUCUGGGCUUACUCUUCCCAGGCAAAAGUGCCGGUAUGUGAACAGCCCCCUGAAGUGGAUUUUGGUGACAUUUUCAGUGGUGAAAAAUCAGAAUAUGUGGAAAGUGACAGAGUGCAGUACCACUGCUACCCUGGGUACACGCUGGCUGGAACUGAAUGGAUAACAUGUAAUGGAGGAAGCUGGACCCAACUGCCAAAAUGUCUAGCUCCGUGCACUAUCACUAAGCAGCAGCUGGAGGAGAAAAAUCUGUUUGUACGCAAUAACCGAAGACGUACAGUUAUACUUCUGAAUGCUCAAACUGUGGAGUUUUCCUGCAGCAAAGGAUAUAUCCUCACUGUUCCAUCUGUCAGGAUGUGUGCUGAUGGACAUAUCCUUUUCCCACUGUGUAUCCCACAAACUGGGAAGAAGUGUGGACAUCCACCUACUGUUGAUAAUGGAGUUAUAACUACUUUUUCCCAGAAAGAGUAUGCCUCUGGGUCCUCCGUGGAAUACAAAUGCCAAAAUUUUUACACAUUGGAUGGACAAAAUACAUCUUUCUGUAACAAUGGAAAUUGGACACAACCACCAGCCUGUGUGGGGCCAUGUGCUGUCAGUGUGACAAAAAUGGAAAGCCAUGACAUAGAGCUGAGUGAGAGGUCAAAAGGAAAACAAUACAUCCCCCAUGGUGAUUUUGUUCAGUUUAAGUGCAAACUGGGGUAUGCACUUCCUGCCCUGUUGUCUACUUCUGAUUUUACUGUUUGGUGCUAUUCAGGCAAUAUUUCUUAUCCCCAGUGCCAUAAAAUCACGUCCUGUGGCCACCCUGGAGAUAUUCAGUUUGGCUUCUUUGAAUUUACUUCGGGGACUGAAUUUGUAUUAGGUGCUCGUGUUGAAUACACAUGUGAUGAAGGGUACCGGAUGCUAAGUCAAAGCAAUUUCCGUGAAUGUCUGGCUGAUGGAUGGAGCAAUGACGUGCCUCACUGUGAAGGUAAAUGGAAUAUAAUACUUAAUCUUUUGUCAAGCUGA
Gavialis gangeticus (Gharial) is the source of this 1167-nucleotide messenger RNA. Its product is annotated as complement factor H-related protein 3-like. The record is from RefSeq and is a predicted model, not a curated record. NCBI's taxonomy places the organism in Eukaryota, Metazoa, Chordata, Crocodylia, Gavialidae.